AUGCAUGUAUGCCAUACCCGAUUUGAUAUUUUGAAAGAUGGCUUGUCUUCUGCUCCGUACUAUCCGACGUCACACCUCAUGCCUGUGGGCCAGGGUGUGUCGCCCAAUGGCCUCUGCGGGCCGAGCAACAACGACUGGGCCUGCUUCAAUUCCAGCGGUUCAACUGAUGAUUAUUGUGGCGCCAACUGUGAUUCCAACUACGGUCCUUGCUCCGGGACAAUUUCGACCAACGGGCUCUGCGGCGCCGAUAAUGGAGGUUAUACAUGCUUUGGCUCCCAGUUCGGAUCGUGUUGCAGUACCUAUGGGUACUGUGGAUCUACCGACGAGUAUUGCGCAUCGGCCGUCUGCGAUAGUUCUUACGGCGGGUGUAGAUAG
This is a messenger RNA of Aspergillus niger, 375 nucleotides long. RefSeq lists its product as uncharacterized. The record is from RefSeq and is a predicted model, not a curated record. Gene Ontology annotation, molecular function: chitin binding. NCBI's taxonomy places the organism in Eukaryota, Fungi, Ascomycota, Eurotiomycetes, Eurotiales, Aspergillaceae. The coding region runs from base 1 to 375 and encodes 124 amino acids. The transcript has 4 exons.